Molecule: messenger RNA, 3033 nt
Organism: Solanum verrucosum
Lineage: Eukaryota; Viridiplantae; Streptophyta; Magnoliopsida; Solanales; Solanaceae
Product: valine--tRNA ligase, chloroplastic/mitochondrial 2
Exons: 28
Coding region: 41-2971 (976 amino acids)
Biological process (GO): valyl-tRNA aminoacylation
Cellular component (GO): cytosol; cytoplasm
Molecular function (GO): ATP binding; valine-tRNA ligase activity; aminoacyl-tRNA deacylase activity
Source: RefSeq, a predicted model, not a curated record
ACUGCUGUGCCCAGUAGCGCCUGGGUGUGAAGUGUCUACAAUGGCUGUGUGCACUUCCUCUUUCUUAUCUUCUACUUCUUCUUCUUCAUGCCCCUCAUUGUGCUUUGGUUUCAAUCCUCUUUUCUUCUCCUCCGCAAGUCGUCGUCGUCGUUCUACUCUACCACUCUCCUGUUCUCGUCUCAGAGGUUAUCGCUUCUUCGCCAUUUCUGCGGAAGCAGAAAGCACUGCUAUCUUUAAUUCACCCGAAGUUGCAAAGUCAUUUGAUUUCAGUAAUGAAGAACGUAUAUAUAAAUGGUGGGAGUCUCAAGGAUAUUUCAAACCAAACAUUGUCAAAGGGAGUGAUCCUUUUGUCAUUCCGAUGCCACCACCUAAUGUUACCGGCUCGCUGCACAUGGGCCACGCUAUGUUUGUGACACUUGAGGAUAUCAUGAUACGAUAUAACCGUAUGAAGGGAAGACCUACCCUUUGGCUUCCUGGAACAGAUCAUGCUGGUAUUGCAACUCAGUUGGUUGUGGAGAGAAUGCUAGCUACAGAUGGAGUAAAAAGGGCUGAUUUGGGUAGAGAUGAGUUCACAAAACGAGUAUGGGAAUGGAAACAGAAGUAUGGUGGAACAAUUACUAACCAGAUAAAGAGACUUGGUGCUUCCUGUGAUUGGACCAGAGAACAUUUUACCCUUGAUGAACAGCUGAGUAGGGCUGUAGUUGAAGCAUUUAUAAGGCUUCAUGAAAAAGGGUUAAUAUAUCAGGGAUCUUAUAUGGUUAAUUGGUCUCCUAAUUUGCAGACUGCAGUUUCAGACUUGGAAGUAGAGUAUUCUGAAGAACCUGGUUCACUUUAUUACAUCAAGUAUCGUGUUGCUGGAGGUUCAAGGAGUGACUUUUUGACAAUUGCAACCACACGCCCAGAGACUUUAUUUGGUGAUACUGCCAUUGCUGUUAAUCCUCAGGAUGAACGUUAUGCUAAGUAUAUAGGAAAGCAGGCUAUUGUGCCAUUGACAUUUGGUCGCCAUGUGCCAAUUAUCUCUGAUAAGUAUGUCGACAAAGACUUUGGAACUGGUGUAUUGAAGAUAAGUCCUGGACAUGAUCACAAUGAUUACCUCCUCGCUCGCAAGCUUGGUCUUCCUAUACUUAAUGUGAUGAAUAAAGACGGGACUCUAAAUGAGGUGGCUGGGCUAUAUGCUGGCCUUGACCGGUUUGAGGCAAGAAAGAAACUUUGGUCAGAUCUCGAGGAGACGGGCUUGGCUGUAAAGAAAGAGACUCACACUUCACGAGUUCCUAGAUCCCAGCGUGGUGGAGAAAUUAUAGAACCUCUAGUUAGUAAGCAAUGGUUCGUCACAAUGGAGCCUCUGGCUGAGAGGGCACUUGAAGCAGUUUCAAAUGGAGAAUUGAAUAUUGUGCCCGAAAGAUUUGAGAAGAUAUAUAAGCACUGGCUCUCUAAUAUCAAGGAUUGGUGUAUAAGCAGACAAUUGUGGUGGGGACACCGAAUACCAGUUUGGUAUGUUUCUGGUAAAGACUGUGAAGAAGAAUAUAUUGUUGCUAGGAGUCACAGAGAAGCUCUCACAAAAGCCCAAGAGAAGUAUGGGAAAAAUGUCGAAAUAUAUCAGGAUCCAGAUGUUCUUGAUACCUGGUUUUCAAGUUCAUUGUGGCCCUUCAGCACACUUGGAUGGCCAGAUGAGUCAGCAGAGGAUUUUAAACGGUUUUAUCCAACAUCAGUUCUUGAAACUGGGCACGACAUACUGUUCUUUUGGGUGGCACGAAUGGUGAUGAUGGGAAUUGAGUUAACUGGGACUGUCCCCUUUUCAAAUGUUUAUCUUCAUGGACUAAUCCGUGAUUCUCAAGGCAGAAAAAUGUCUAAAACAUUGGGAAAUGUCAUAGAUCCCCUUGACACCAUUGCAGAGUAUGGCACUGAUGCUUUGCGUUUCACUCUUGCCUUAGGGACUGCUGGUCAGGAUCUAAAUUUGUCCACAGAGAGGUUGUCCUCUAACAAGGCAUUCACCAACAAAUUGUGGAAUGCUGGCAAGUUCGUAUUGCGGAAUUUGCCUCGUCAAGAUGACACUCCUGCUUGGGAAGCCUUACGGGUUCAUAAGUUUGAUAAUAUAGAGUCUGUGCUGAAGCUCCCACUACCUGAAUGCUGGGUGGUAUCAAAGCUUCAUGUACUUGUUGAUGAAGUCACUGCAAGUUAUGAGAAAUUUUUCUUUGGAGAUGUUGGAAGAGAAAUAUAUGACUUCUUUUGGUCUGAUUUUGCUGAUUGGUACAUUGAAGCUAGUAAAGCUCGUCUGUAUCACUCUGGAGAUCAUUCUGUUGCAUCUGUAUCACAAGCAGCUCUGCUAUACAUUUUUGAGAACAUUCUUAAAUUGCUACAUCCAUUUAUGCCUUUCGUAACUGAGGAGCUCUGGCAGGCAUUACCCAGUAGAGGGAAAGCUCUUAUAGUUUCUGCGUGGCCACCUACAUCACUUCCCAGGAAUAUUGAUUCCAUAAAAAAGUUUGAGAAUUUACAAGCAUUGACUAGAGCCAUCAGAAAUGUACGAGCAGAGUAUGCAGUUGAGCCAGCAAAGCUUAUUUCUGCAUCUAUCGUCGCAAAUCCAGAUGUCAUUCAGUAUAUCUCUGGAGAAAGAGAUGUCUUGGCUCUUCUUUCGAGACUGGAUUUGGGAAAUGUCAAUUUUGUGGAAUCUCCUCCAGGAGAUGCGAAUCAGUCUGUCCACAUUGUUGCGGGUGAAGGUCUGGAAGCUUAUCUUCCUCUAUCAGAUAUGGUGGACAUCUCUGCUGAAGUGCAGCGUCUCUCUAAGCGCCUUGUCAAGUUGCAAGCGGAAUAUGAUGGACUGAUGGCUCGUUUGAGUUCUCCAAGUUUUGUAGAGAAAGCUCCUGAGGAUAUUGUUCGUGGUGUCCGAGAAAAAGCAGCAGAGGCAGAAGAGAAGUUAACUCUAACUAGAAACCGCCAUAAUUUCCUCAAGUCAAAAGUUUUGAUUGCGAAUUAGUUUCAUUCCAACGAUCCUCAUCACCACUUUCCAUAAUUCAACCAACUAGAGCUCGACCAGCU